CCAAUGCUUAAUUAGGCUGAAGAUGGCUCGCACCGCUCGAAUGCAGGCUUGGCAGCUGGUUCUCCUACUCUUGGCGGUGGCGUUCUCUUGCUUCCACUGCCGCCUCGCCGCUCACCAUGGAGGGCAGCAUGUCCAGCCACCGUCAUCCGUCGUCGUCGUCGGCUCCGUCCACUCCGGCUCCGACACCACCACGGCUGCGGUAUCAGGUGCCCCGGUCGCCGUCCGGUGCCACGACGGCAACGGCAGGGACGUCUUCCGGCAGCAAGCCCUCACCGACGGCCGCGGCGUUUUCCGUGUCCGCCUGCCGCCGGAGGCCAAGAGCCGGCUGGGCUCCGUGACGUCGUGCUCGGUGCAGCUGCUCAUGCGACCCACCGGCACUAAUGCGGCGCCCUGCGACGACGCCGCCACGUCUGCCUCUACAGCGAAAGGAUUCCGCCUCACGGCCGCGAAGCACAAUGGCGGUGGUGGCACCCGAGUCUUCUCGGCCGGUGCGUUCGCCGUCCACCCGGAGCUCUGCCACGAGAAGGGGAUCUUCUUCCCGCCGAUUCCGCUCGUCCCGGAGCCACCGAACAUAGGCGGCGUGCCCAUCCCGCCGAACCCGAUCACGCCGGCGCCGCCGUCUCUCGUCCCGCCGGUGUUCCCCACCCCGUCUCCGCCGUCAAUCCUGCCACCGCUCACUCCACAGCCGCCGCCAUCGUCGUUAAUACCUCCGAUACUGCCGCUGCCAUUGCUUCACCCACCACCACCUCCGCCACCGCCGCCGUCUCUUCUCCCGCCAGUACCCCUCCUCCCGCCAUUGGUCCCGGGCGUGCCACCAGCUUCAGGUUCCAAGACUGGCACUACCCCAUGAGCACUUAGAAGUGUCAUAAUUUUAUAACACGCUGAUUAAUUAUUCUAGCUCAUGUGCUAAUUAAGAUGUAAACGGCGUUUGACAAGCAUGUGCAAUCAGUAAUCCUAUGAUAAAAGUAUACUUACUUUUGGUGUGUUUAUGGAUGUUAGGCAAGAAGAAUAUAUGUCAAACAUGUUGACGCGUUAUUUUCUGCUGUAAAAUUCUGGAAAAUGGCGUUGUACUGUAUGUAGCAAUUG
Messenger RNA from Oryza brachyantha (malo sina), 1086 nucleotides. RefSeq names its product proline-rich protein 4-like. The record is from RefSeq and is a predicted model, not a curated record. The transcript has 2 exons. Bases 23 to 850 code for a protein of 275 amino acids. Lineage: Eukaryota; Viridiplantae; Streptophyta; Magnoliopsida; Poales; Poaceae.